AAAAUAUAUUGAAUGUAGUGGACUCCUAAAUGUUUUCAACACGGUAGUGUAGUGGCAAGGUUAAUGCAUAGUUGGUACUUAGUAGUACCUAGUAUACCCACGUGCAUCGCACCCUAGUAAGGUGAUCUCCCGGGAAUAUAUACCAGAUCGUACAGGUGUACUAUCGUGCACACGACCGCAUCAAGCGAAGCUUUACGUAAUGAGUGCUACGGAUGAACAGCCGUCAGCUGCGGCCUCUGUCAACGAAGACAACAGCAUGCAGCCUUCACCUGAACCUUCUGAAGGAUCUAAGUCGCCCGAGGUGGCUGUGGCCACUUCAGAGGAAGAGAAAGCCCGCAGAUUCGAAGCGUUGCUGGCCAAGUCAGAGACUUUCGCACAGUACGUCGAACAAGGCAAGGACGUAUCGCACUUCAGAAAGGCGAGCAAGAAUGGCGAGCUUAUAAACACUCCGUCUAAGGCCAAUGUUGUCCCGGGCGAUAGCAGACAUCGGAGAACUGAGGCGGAGGAGGAUGAAGAGCUAUUGCACCAAAAGGAGAAGGAGGUGUUCAUCUUCACAGAGUCCCCAAAUUACGUUGAGGGGGGCACCAUGCGUGAGUACCAAGUUCGAGGUCUCAACUGGAUGAUUUCCCUGUACCAGAACGGUAUCAGUGGUAUAUUGGCUGACGAGAUGGGUCUCGGUAAAACACUACAGACUAUCAGUUUGUUGGGGUGGCUGAAAAACUUUCGUCAUGUUAAAGGCCCGUUUCUGGUCAUUGUCCCCCUUUCCACACAACAGAAUUGGGUCAACGAGUUUGCACGCUGGGUGCCGUCGCUUGAUGUAUUCUGCAUCGGCGGAGCCAAAGAAGCACGCCAGCAAGCGGUCAAGGACAACAUGGGCAACGGAGAGCAGGGCGAUUGGGACGUUGUCAUCUGCUCGUACGAACAGACUAUUAAAGAAAAGGCGAGUAUCCGCAAGUUCAAAUGGGAGUACAUCAUCAUUGACGAGGCGCAUCGAAUAAAGAACGAAGACAGUUUACUCAGUAAAGUGCUCAGGGAGUUUACCAGCAAGCGUCGGCUGCUCAUCACAGGUGAGUGUAUGGAUCCUUUCAGAAUGGUCUUAAACUUUACAUAUGCGAUACAUUCCUUUGCAAUGAUCGAUAUAUUUGGGCAAUACCACAGUGCAAAACAAUGCCCCAAUGCCACCCUCCACGAUGAUACUCAGCUUCAUUUGUAUAAGGUACUCAAGCCAUUUUUACUCAGACGACUGAAAGCCGACGUAGAGAAGAGUCUGUUGCCCAAGAUCGAGACUAAGGUAUACGUAGGUCUCUCUGAAAUGCAGCUAACCUGGUACCGUAACAUUCUUAAGAAAGACGUGGACUUGCUACAGUCCAACGGCGCAAAGACAGGCAACAAAGUGCGCCUCAUGAACAUCCUUAUGCAGCUGCGCAAGUGCUCCAAUCACCCGUACUUAUUCGAUGGCGCCGAACCGGGACCCCCAUAUGAGAUAUACGACCUGCAACAUCUGGUCAAUGCCAGUGGUAAGCUGAUGGUGCUGGACAAACUCAUGGCAAAAUUACAGUCGCAGGGAUCACGUGUGCUGAUUUUCUCGCAGAUGACGCGCAUGUUGGACAUCUUGGAAGACUACUGUAUUUGGAGGAAGUACAACCACUGUCGGUUAGAUGGCAGCACAGCGCACGCAGAUCGACAGGCGAGCAUUGACGAGUUCAACAGAGAAGGCUCAGAGAAGUUUGUGUUCCUUCUGAGUACGCGUUCUGGUGGACUAGGUAUCAAUUUGGCCACUGCCGAUUCAGUUAUUAUCUAUGAUAGUGAUUGGAAUCCUCAGAUGGAUCUGCAAGCCAUGGACAGAGCACAUCGUAUCGGGCAGAAGAAGCAGGUACGAGUAUUCCGUAUGAUCACGGAUCAAACUGUCGAGGAACGUAUCGUUGAGAGAGCGGAGAUGAAGUUGCGCUUAGACGCACUGGUUAUUCAGAAAGGCCAGUUGUCCGGUCAGAAGAAACAGCUGGAUAAGGACGAGAUCUUCAAUAUGAUCAAAUGUGGUGCCGAUCAUGUUUUCAGAAUGAAAGACUCUACCGUUUCAGACGCCGACAUAGACGCGAUUCUCGAGGACAGUACCAAUCGUACCAAAGACUUCGAGGCCAAACUCAAGGCCGCUGGCAUGGAACAGCUGAAGCAAUUCAGUCUCGAGGAUGCAGGUGGCAGUGUGUAUGACUUUGAGGGCAAAGAUUACAAAACUCUGAGUGGAUCGACUACAAGUAAUACCCGGGGUGGCGCAGCAUUCUUCGAUAUCGGUAAACGAGAGACUUCCAGGGUGACCACAUACAACGAAUCGGAGAUGGGCAGAGUAGAGACCGCUCCCAAGGUACACGUUGCCCGUGUUCCCAAGGCUCCAAAGAGUAUCACAACCGAACCGCACCAGUUCUACGACCCCAGGUUACUGGAGCUCUUACAGAAGGAGAGAUACAACCACUGGCGCGAGGUGGAUUACAAACAAGUUCCGACAGGCACUGCACUCGACGAAGAUUGGGACGAGCAAGAGGCGGAGUGUGCACGUAUCCAAGCCCUUAUUGAUGUGGCUGAACCGCUUACCGAAGAGGAGCAGGCCGAGAAAAUAAAGUUAGAGUCUAGUGGGUUCAGUGAUUGGGGUAAGGGUGAUUUCAGAACUUUCAAGACCUCAUGUGCCAGGCAUGGACGCAAAGACUACAACGCAAUUGCUGAAGAUAUGAAGGUAAUUGAUCCAGUGCAGAUAUAUAGUGCAGGACAUCAGUUGUAUCUCAAUUCUGAUGUCAGCCUUGGGCAUGUUCAGUACGAGUGUGAAUUUUGCGUGUCUAUCUGUGUGUAG
Molecule: messenger RNA, 2839 nt
Organism: Sphaeroforma arctica JP610
Lineage: Eukaryota; Ichthyosporea; Ichthyophonida
Exons: 16
Coding region: 200-2839 (879 amino acids)
Biological process (GO): nucleosome organization; regulation of transcription by RNA polymerase II
Cellular component (GO): nucleus; chromatin
Molecular function (GO): ATP hydrolysis activity; nucleosome binding; DNA binding
Source: RefSeq, a predicted model, not a curated record